AUGAAUUCUUCAGAGAUUCUCUGCAUUUCCUCUACCGACACCUCCUUCGGCCCCUUUGUUGGUCCUGAAUGCCGUGACGGCUUCGACUUUACUCUUGUCUUUGAACAGUCCAUUUUCGUGCUUCUCCCAGCCGCUCUUCUUCUCGUUUUAGCUCCUAUUCGUCUCUUCCGCCUGCGAAAUGUCCCUGUUAAAGUCGCAGGCCGUCGUCUUCGGACUGUCAAAUUGGCGCUCAUCGCUCUUUUGACGGCGCUGCACCUCGUUCUUGUCGUGCUUUGGGCUACUCGUCCUUCAGACACGCGCCUAGAUCGCGUCUCUAUCGCUGCUGCAUGUGUAUCCUUUGCCUCUAGCCUGAUGUCAUGUGUGCUCUCGUGUGUCGAACAUGCCAAAUCUCCACGUCCAUCGUCGCUCUUGAAUGUCUAUCUUGCCCUGUCGCUGCUCCUCGAUGUUGCGCUCCUUCGCACCCUCUGGCUUGUUCCUAUGAGCACAGCUAUUCCAGCUGUUUUCACGGCAGCUUUUGCCCUGAAGGCGAUACUCGUCGUUCUUGAAGGGUGGAGUAAAGCUCCGUAUCUCCUCGCCGGCUCCGGGACCCACUCCCCCGAGGUCACGGCCGGACUCUACGGCCGGGCCGUCUUUGCGUGGGUGACGCCGUUGUUGAUGACGGGAUUUCGGAAAUUACUGCGGCCGAUGGAUCUGUUUGAGUUGGACGAGGAUAUGGGCUCGGCAGGGCUGAUUGGCAGGUUUUGGAGGCAUUGGCACAACCAGAAAGUUCCGGCGAGCAAGCAACGUCUUAUCGUUUGCUGCAUCACCACCCUGCGAUGGCCUCUCAUGGCUGUUGUCAUCCCCCGUCUAGCGCUGCUUGCAUUCACUAUAUGCCAGCCACUCAUCCUCAAUAGUCUCCUCGUCUUUCUCGACGAUGCCUCCCAGUCUAUCCAGAUUGGCUAUGGCCUUAUUGCAGCUUAUGGUCUGGUUUACUCAGGCAUUGCUCUUUCUCAAGCACUCUACUGGCAUCGCAAUGCUCGCUCUGUCACAUUGUUAAGAGGCGUUCUGGUGUCUGCUGUCUUCUCAAAGGCCACUGAGUUGAGGACCACAGCUACGGAUGACUCUGCCGCUGUCGAUGUUAUCGUGAGGGCUGUGAGGGAAGUCCAUGAGUUUUGGGCAAAUAUCAUACAGCUCUCCAUAGCUACCUGGAUCUUGAGCACUCAUAUCGGCUAUGCUGCCUCUGGCCCCAUCAUCGUCUCGCUGUUCGCCCUGAUUGCUACUGUUCUUGUCUCGCCUCUAGCACGCAAGUAUCAAAUUGCUUGGCUGGGGAAGACACAGAAACGUGUUGGUAUUACUUCUGCCAUGAUAGGCCACAUCAAGAGCAUCAAGUGCUCUGGCCUAACUCAGUAUCUAUCAGACACCAUUAUCGGUCUACGAGCAGAUGAGAUCAAAGCUUCACGACCUUUCAGAAUUGUCAGCAGCGUUACAUCUGCUAUUGCACAGGUGCCUCUCCUGAUGUCUCCUGUUGCUGCCUUUGCACUGUUCCAGGGUGUGGCCACCAAUUCCUCUGAAACUCUUGACGCCACUAGACUGUUUUCCGCUUUGUCACUUAUCGUUCUCAUGGCGCAGCCGCUCUUCUUUAUGUUCGAGGCAAUUCUCGGCAUUAGUGCUGCUUUGGGUGCGUUUGAGAGGAUUCAGACGUUCUUGACCCAAGAAUCACGUCUUGAUCCUUGUGAGAUGCUCUCAGACUCAGACAAGAGAGUACAUUCACAAUUAAGGACAGACUCUAUUGAGCUUCAAAGUCUAAGAGAUAACGUAUCGUUCCCCUCGGCAAGUCACGAUAUGAACGGCUUGGCCAUUGAGGCUACUAACGCCAGCAUCUCGUGGUCAGAAAAACACCCCCUUCUGCGGGACUUGACCUUUACUGUUGACAGAGGCCAGCUUGUCCUCCUCCUCGGACCAGUGGCAUCUGGCAAAACCACUUUGCUAAAGGCACUUCUUGGUGAGGUUCGCCAUAUCACAGGAACAAUCAAGCUUCAUACAAAAAGCCUCGCCUGGUGCGAGCAAAGCCCUUGGCUUUUGAACCAAACUAUCCGCGAUAACAUCAUCGGCCACUCCAACUUCGAUCGUGUCUUGUACAUAGAAGUUGUCAAAGCUUGCGAUCUUGAGAAGGACUUCGACCAACUUGCCCAGGGAGAUAGUACCGUUAUUGGUAGCAAAGGUCUCGCUCUCAGCGGUGGUCAAAAGCAACGAGUUGCCUUGGCGAGAGCUGUAUACUCAAAGCCUCGGAUUGCUCUCUUCGACGAUGUUUUCAGUGGACUUGACGGCCAGACUGCUCAAACUGUGUUUGAGAACCUCUUUAGCAAACGAGGUUUGUUCAGACGAUGGAACACGACAGUCAUCCUUGCAACUCAAUCAGCUUCAUUUCUCUCCUCUGCUGAUCUUGUUGUCUGUCUGAACAAGGAAGGACGAAUUUCUGAGCAGGGCACAUUCCACGACCUCGAGAAUGCCAGCGGAUAUGUCCACUCAUUACUGAAAAAUAAACCCCAGGACUCUAGUAUCGAAACUCCAGAGCUAACACCCGAGCAUGGCAACAUCAAACAGGUCCCCAAGUCGAUACAAGGAAGUCCUAAGCAGCUGGAUGAGGAAAACGACGCUCGACGGCAACGUGGAGACUCAACUGUAUAUCGAUACUACGUUAGUAGCACUGGUACUCGCUUCAUGAUCGUGCUGCUUGUACUGGAGAUCAUCUGGGCCUUCCUCGAGAGUUUUCCAACAAUAUGGCUCAAAUUCUGGUCUGAUGAUAACGUCAAAGGGAAUGACCGAGCAGGUUACUACCUUGGCGUCUAUGCCGCCUUGCAAGUUACGGGGGUCGUGUGGUUCGCUGUGCUAAUAUGGUUUGUCAUCGUCAUGGUAGCGGCCAAGUCUGGGAUCGCUCUUCACAAGAGGCUAUUGUCGACCGUCAUAAAGGCACCUUUGUCACUAUUCACCACAACAGAUCUUGGAUCUAUUACAACAAGAUUCUCACAGGACAUAGGAAUGGUUGACAAUCACCUCCCUCUUGGCCUCGUUGUAACUCUCGCCAGCUUCUUUGGUACCAUCGCCAAGGCCGGCCUACUCGCUGCUUCAACUCCAUACAUAGCAGCAACAUUCCCCCUUCUAGCAGCUGUCUACUUUUAUCUCCAGCGCGGCUACCUGCGCACCUCUCGCCAGCUCCGUCUUCUUGACCUUGAAGAAAAGGCUCCCUUGUAUACACAGUUUCUGGAAACACUGUCCGGCCUCGCUACCAUACGGGCGUUUGGAUGGGGAGACGCCGUCAUUCAAGCCAACCACGCUCUCGUGGACCGUUCACAGCGGCCGUUUUACUUGCUCAUGAUAGUACAGCGCUGGCUUGUACUGGUCCUCGAUCUGACCACAGCGGCUCUGGCUCUGCUUCUUGUUGGUCUCGCUGUUCGUCUUCGAGGGGAGGUAGAUGUCGGGUUAACAGGGGUAUCGCUUGUGCAGCUGAUCUCGUUAAGCGAGACAGUCAAUAUGCUCAUUCAGUUCUGGACUUCGAUCGAGACAUCUAUCAGCGCUGUAGCUCGGGUCAAGCAAUUCGCUGAAGAGACUGGAGAAGAGAGUCUUACCGGCGAGACCCAGGAACCUCCACCUCGGUGGCCGGAAAAGGGCGCUAUUCAGAUCAGCAACUUAUCGGCAUCAUAUGGGGAUGGUAAGGGAGAUGUCAUCAAGGCCCUCGAUGCUGUGAACUUGGAGAUAAAAGCAGGAGAGAAAGUAGGCGUCUGCGGUCGUACAGGAAGCGGCAAAUCAUCUCUGUUCCUCGCUCUUCUUCGACUCCUCGAUUCUUCAUCUGGUAGCAUAACUAUUGAUGGCUUAUCUUUAGCUUCACUCCAGCGAGAAACUAUCCGCAGUCGUCUUAUUACUCUUACCCAGGACCAGUUCGUCCUCCCGGGCACCAUCCGACACAACGUAGAUCCGCUCGACGCCUACCCUGAUGCCGAUAUCAAAUCAGCGCUUCAUCUUGUCGGAUUAUCCGAAGCUAUCGAGCAGCUUGGAGGCUUAGACGUAUCCUUUGAUGAAGACGCGUUGAGCCAUGGGCAGAAGCAGCUGUUCUUCCUAGCAAGGGCAGUGCUCAGGAAGUACGACGGGAAGGUCGUCCUCCUUGACGAGGCGACGAGCAGCGUGGACCAAAAGACAGAAGAGACUAUCAAGGCCGUUAUCGAAACCGAGUUCAAGGACCACACUGUCGUUUCCAUCACCCACCGUCUGGAAAACAUCAUUGGCUUUGACCGCGUGAUCAUGCUGGAGAAGGGUUGCGUAGUGGAAAUCGGUGAACCAAAAAGCCUUUUGGCUUCCAACAGCAGGUUCAAGGCUCUAUGGACAGCCAGGUCUCGCCCAAGCGCUUAA
This is a messenger RNA of Fusarium sp. VM40, 4383 nucleotides long. The record is from the annotation of a GenBank genome assembly. NCBI's taxonomy places the organism in Eukaryota, Fungi, Ascomycota, Sordariomycetes, Hypocreales, Nectriaceae.